Molecule: messenger RNA, 701 nt
Organism: Myotis davidii
Lineage: Eukaryota; Metazoa; Chordata; Mammalia; Chiroptera; Vespertilionidae
Product: interferon omega-2
Exons: 2
Coding region: 186-701 (171 amino acids)
Biological process (GO): B cell differentiation; adaptive immune response; response to exogenous dsRNA
Cellular component (GO): extracellular region
Molecular function (GO): type I interferon receptor binding; cytokine activity
Source: RefSeq, a predicted model, not a curated record
GAACACCUAAAUUAAAUGAAAAUAAAAAAAGGAAAUGAAAGUGGAAAGAAAUGCUUAGAAAAUGAAAAUCGUUGUGUUCCCUAUUUAAGGGCCAUGCUUAGAAAGAAGGUCACUGCACAACUUCUGGCCCCAGGUUGUUCCCCGGACGCCCAGCUCAGCCAGGCCAGCAGCACCCUCGGUCGCCCAUGGCCCUCCUGCUCCCUCUACUCACCGCCCUGGUGGUGUUCAGCGCUGGCCCCGGGCGAGCUCUGGGCUGUGACCUGCCUCAGGACCACGAAGGAAAGGACUUCAGAUUCCCCCGGGCAGCGGUGGAUGGCAGCCAGGUCCAGAAGGCCCAGGCCAUCGCUGUCCUCCACGAGAUGCUCCAGCAGGUCUCCAACCUCCUGUCCACAGAGAACUCCUCUGUCACCUGGAACAUGACCCUCGUGGACCAACUGCGCUCAGGACUCCACCGGCAGCUGGAAGACCUGGACAUGUGUUUGGUGGAGGAGAUGGGAGAGGAAGGAUCUGCCCUGGCCAUGCAGCGCCCCACCCUGGCCUUGAGGAGGUACUUCCAGGGCGUCCAUCUCUACCUGAAGGAGAAGGAAUACAGUGACUGUGCCUGGGAGGUGGUCAGAGUGGAAAUCAUGAGAUCCUUCUCCUCAAUAACAGCCUUGCAGGAAAAGCUCAGAAAUAAGGAUGGAAACGUGGGAUCCCCCUGA